GUUAAUACCAACACCAACACAGUUACCCAUUAUCGAAUGAGAGAACUUCCAUUGCAUACUGAUUUUGAGCAAAGCUGACUUUUUGUCGCUAUUUGUAGCGACCAGCUUCGGGAUGCGCUCGAUUUUCGUUUCAGCAAAUCUAUCCAUUUCACAAGUAUCAUCCACCAAUCAUGCAAUCUGGACUGCAUGCUUUCCGCCGCACCCUUCUCCGCUCUUUGCGACCCUCUCACAAAGCGUAUAGCACCCAUGCACAUGCAAAACGGUCUUGGGUCCUGGCAGGAACGACAGCUGUGGCGGUGUCCGGCCUUACGCUUGUUUUCUCUGCAGGAUUCGGAAAUCUGACAUUACUGGAGGAUGAGACGCGCAACCCCGAUCAGCCGAAAAGGACUGUGCUGGCGGGCGGCCAGGAGCUCAUAUCGUACGAUGAGGUACAGAAACACGCGACAAGGGACGACUGCUGGGUGAUCAUCGACGGUAUGGUGUAUGAUGUGACCGAAUUCCUCAGCCAGCACCCUGGCGGGGCAGAGGUUAUCCUGCGAAAUGCUGGGAAAGACGCAACACGCAUUUUUAAGCCGCUACACCCUCCCGAUGCCCUUGACAUCCUUGACGAGUCUCAGCGCCUUGGUCCUAUUGAUCCAUUAAGCGUCCCUGAGUUGGAGGAGGUUGAGACGGAGGAGGACAAGCGCAUAAAGGAAGCUCGGAAGUCCCUUCCUCCGGUAGAUACCAUGCUAUUACUGCAAGACUUUGAGGACUGGGGGCAACAGGUUCUAUCGGGGACUGCCUGGGCGUAUUACCGUAGCGCUGCGGACUCUGAAAACACAUUCCACGAAAAUACGGAUGCUUUCAGGCGCUACUGGCUUCGACCACGCAUCCUGCGCAAAGUCGCUCAAGGUGAUACCAAAACUUCUUUCCUCGGCAUAGACACGGAAACGCCAAUAUUCAUCUCCCCGGCCGCCAUGGCCAAACUGGGUCACCCACUUGGAGAAGUGAACCUUACACGCGGCGCUGGAAGAGCGGGAAUUGUCCAGGCCAUCUCGGCGAACGCAAGCUGUGGUUUGGACGAGAUCAUGGAAGCGAGGGAGGAAGGACAGAAGGUCAUCUAUCAGAUUUAUCUCAAUAAAGAUCGCAAAGCGUCUGAGGUUCUUCUCCAAAAAGUGGAAAAGCUGAAGCCCGCGGCAGUCAUGUUUACCGUGGACGUGCCUUGGCAGAGCAAACGAACCAUGGAUACGCGGGCAAAGAAUACGGUCAAUCCCCCCAUACAGGAUACAGCGGGUAGUGAAAAGAAGUCCAGAGCACCGCUGGGCGUGAGUGAAGCAAUUGGAGGAUAUCAAGAUCGGGACCUGUCGUGGGAGGACAUCGCCUUCAUCAGGAAAUACAUUAGUGUUCCCAUUAUCGUCAAGGGGGUUCAAAGCGUCGAAGACAUUGAGUUGUGCGUCAAGGCCGGUGCUGAAGGGGUCUUGAUUUCAAAUCACGGAGGGAGAUCGUGUGACUAUGCACCAGCGCCCAUCGAUAUAUUAUACGAAUUGCGAUGUCAUCGUCCAGAACUGUUCAACCAGAUAGACGUGUUAAUUGACGGCGGCGUCCGUACUGGUGCAGACGUCGUGAAGGCCCUUGCGCUCGGGGCGAAAGCCGUAGGAGUUGGUCGCCCUUUCCUGUACGCCAACGGUACUCAUGGGCAAGAAGGUGUUGAACGAGUCUGCGAGAUCUUGCAAGAAGAGAUCACCAAUACUAUGCGAAAUGCGGGAGCGACAAAAGUAUCGGAGCUCGUGCCGGAAAUGUGUGGACUGGCUGGUCCAUGGGUGGGUGGCAAUCGCCCCCCGUACGCACCCAAAAUUUAAUAGAAUGGCGUUCAGAAAAAGGCUUGUACUCAGCUACACCGUGUAGUUAGUUGUUUACAUAAGCACCAGUAUGCCAUUUGUCAUUCUACACUUUCAACAACCGCCAACGACGGUAGCUCGACUUGUACUGAUCUUGCGGCCCAAAAGGCAGAAAAGUAGGGUAUUCUGACCAUACAGCAGCCGGUAAGCCUCUGAUCAUAAGCUGCGUGUUUUACGAGCUGUAGACGGGACAUUUUACUUCGUAUGGGAUGCUGAACGGUGUGGUAUUUUCAGCCACCAUCCCAAGGCCAUCGGGCUGACAGACGACUUGUAAGUGUAUUAUCUAUACAGCUCAGUUAAAGAGAUUUUGUUGGACCAAGUGCUAUGCAACUGGGUGGGAAUUCGAUGGAUGUGGAAUUAUGGCCCCCAUCCAAACGAAAAGCCGAUGGAGUAAGAAGAGAUCGGAAAUGCGAGCCUCUCGCAUACAAGUGCAUUGGACUGUGAUGCGAGUCAAGGAUGGAUUAGCACCGACCACGACGAGAACUCCGCCGGCUAUCGGGAUUAUGCCCAAAGCUGUUGUAGGUACAGUAUGUGGUGGUAGAUAGGUAUAAUAGACCGGUAUACACUGCAUAGUAGUAUGGGCCGUAGUCUAUGGCUUGCUAUGUA
Messenger RNA from Cryptococcus deneoformans JEC21, 2483 nucleotides. RefSeq names its product L-mandelate dehydrogenase, putative. Lineage: Eukaryota; Fungi; Basidiomycota; Tremellomycetes; Tremellales; Cryptococcaceae. Gene Ontology annotation, biological process: lactate metabolic process. The record is from RefSeq and is a predicted model, not a curated record. The transcript is spliced from 12 exons. The coding region runs from base 171 to 1838 and encodes 555 amino acids. Gene Ontology annotation, molecular function: L-lactate dehydrogenase (cytochrome) activity.